CAGUGUCCCCGGCGCGGCGCCCACCCACCCACUUCGCCGGCGGCGGGAGGAGCUUUGGCCGGAGCCUCCCCCGCCGCCGCCGCCGCCGCCGCCGCCACCCUCACCGCCGCAUCGCCGCAGGAGGAGGAGGAGGAGGAGGAGGGAGGGAGAAGCCGGGGCACGCGGCCAUGGGGCACGGGGUGAGCUGCGCGCGCACCGGCGACGAGCACGACUUCUUCCGCGCGGCCCAGCUCGGGGACCUCGACGCCCUGGGCGCGCUGCUCGCCGCCGACGCCUCCCUCGCCCGCCGCGCCACGCUCUACGACCGUCUCUCCCCGCUCCACAUCGCCGCCGCCAAUGGCCGCCUCGAGGCGCUCGCCAUGUUCCUGGAUCGCGGGGCGCAGCCGGACGCCGUGGAUCGGCACAAGCAGACCCCCCUGAUGCUCGCCGCCAUGCACGGCAAGAUCGGCUGCGUGCUCAAGCUCCUCCAGGCCGGCGCAAACAUCUUGAUGUUCGACUCGGUGCACGCGCGGACCUGCCUCCACCACGCGGCCUACUACGGCCACGUCGACUGCCUGGACGCCAUCCUCUCCACGGCGCGGACCACGCCGGUGGCCGGCUCAUGGGGGUUCGCCCGGUUCGUCAACGUCAGGGACGACCACGGCGCCACGCCGCUGCACCUCGCGGCCAGGCAGGGCCGGCCGGGCUGCGUGCAGGUGCUGCUGGAGAACGGCGCCAUCGUGUCGGCAUUGACCGGAUCAUAUGGUUUCCCUGGUAGCACGUCGUUGCAUUUGGCAGCUCGCAGCGGGGACUUGGAUUGCAUCCGGAAGCUGCUUGCGUGGGGAGCUGAUCGGCUCCAAAGGGACUCUGCUGGGAGAAUUCCCUAUGUGGUGGCACAUAAGCGCAACCAUGGGGCAUGCGCAGCAUUGCUGAACCCUUCCUCGGCAGAGCCCAUGGUCUGGCCUUCCCCUCUGAAGUUCAUCAGCGAGCUCGACCCGGAAGCCAAGGCACUGCUGGAAGCGGCCCUGAUGGAGGCCAACAGGGAGAGGGAGAAGAAGAUCUUGAAGGACGCAAAGUGCUCGCCGCAGUCCCCUUUGCAAUACGAUGAUGAUCACAUCGACGACGACAUGUUCUCGGAGGUGAGCGACACGGAGCUGUGCUGCAUCUGCUUCGACCAGGCGUGCACCAUCGAGGUGCAGGACUGCGGGCACCAGAUGUGCGCGCCCUGCACGCUGGCGCUGUGCUGCCACAACAAGCCCAACCCGGCGACCCUGACCCUGCCCUCGCCGGCGUGCCCGUUCUGCCGCGGCAGCAUCUCGCGGCUGGUGGUGGCCCAGACCCAGACAGCAGACAACGGCGACCCCGACAGGCCAGCCUCCCCGCAGCUCGCGCACCGGCGGUCCCGGCGCUCUCACAACCUCAGUGAGGGCAGCAGCAGCUUCAAGGGGCUGUCCUCGGCCAUCUCCAAGAUCGCGCGCGGCUCGAGCCGGAUGGCCGAGAGCGACGGCGCUGCGAUGGACAAGCCCGAGCACGAUCUGUGACGGAGGCAGAACACACACACAAGACGGACAUUGCCAGUGAGCUCAUAUUUUGGAUUCCCCGGCUUCUGAAAAUCCCAGAUGAUGAGAAGAGAAGCGGAAAAAUUCCAUGGAAGCUUUAGGUAGGGACCAAAUAAGCAUCCUCCAUUUCCCACCCAUCCUUUUGUUUGUCUGCCUGUAUUUUUGGAGUCGCCGGCCAAUCUCGGAAAUGCAUAUAUGCUGAUCUCUGGAAUGAGACGAGCUGUUCAUCA
Aegilops tauschii subsp. strangulata is the source of this 1768-nucleotide messenger RNA. RefSeq names its product E3 ubiquitin-protein ligase XB3. The record is from RefSeq and is a predicted model, not a curated record. Gene Ontology annotation, molecular function: protein binding. Lineage: Eukaryota; Viridiplantae; Streptophyta; Magnoliopsida; Poales; Poaceae. Gene Ontology annotation, biological process: positive regulation of protein catabolic process; protein ubiquitination.